This is a messenger RNA of Aspergillus bombycis, 2613 nucleotides long. Its product is annotated as Zn(II)2Cys6 transcription factor. Gene Ontology annotation, molecular function: DNA-binding transcription factor activity, RNA polymerase II-specific; zinc ion binding; DNA binding. Gene Ontology annotation, biological process: DNA-templated transcription; regulation of DNA-templated transcription. The record is from RefSeq and is a predicted model, not a curated record. NCBI's taxonomy places the organism in Eukaryota, Fungi, Ascomycota, Eurotiomycetes, Eurotiales, Aspergillaceae. The transcript is spliced from 4 exons. Bases 1 to 2613 code for a protein of 870 amino acids.
AUGGACGCACCUUCCAUUCACCCCCAGUUAAAUGACGGUAACUCGCGGGCUGGAAUGGUUCCUCUCAACUCUUCCGGUCCUCAAAAUAAAGUUAUGAUUGCCUCGAAGCCUCCAGCCUCUCGUACUUCACAACUGUCGAAUAUACCUCCCCGAAGCAGCGUAUCCGACAAGAAGCAAACCACCAAUGCGAAAGUGGCCAUCCCGCGGCAGAGAACGGGCGUCAUUUCUGCUUACAGUCGACGUGUGCCUCUUGCCUGCGAAUCCUGCCGGGGGCGGAAAACUAAGUGCAGCGGCGACACGCCAGUUUGCAGACAGUGCAAAGAAUUGAGGGUGGCUUGUAAGUACCCAGCAUCAUGGAGGGAACGAACCAAAGGGCAAUUGGAAAGUCUCUCGACAAAGGCCGAAGCGUAUGAGAAGCUAUUGAGAGACAUCGGAAACAUAGUUGAUGGCAGGACUGCGGAACAAAUUAGAACCACUCUGGAUAAGUAUUCUGGCUCGGGUGGCGAGCGGGCUUCUACUGGCUCGCAGUCUAGCUCAGCCACGCCGCAAGAUAAAGACAGCCACCUUGAAGAAUUGAGCUCAUCCUCUUCUAUUGGAUCCCUAGAUGCCAUCGACCGUGUGGACGAGGAUGUAAAUCGAACUCCAAAUUCUCGAGCUACUGGUUACAUGGGGAAAAACUCGGAGGUUACCUGGAUGCAGAGAUUGCGAAUGGAGACAGAACAACGCGCGCGGAAGGAACCAGGGCGCUACGAAGCCGAGCCGGAAGGGGAAUUUGCCCUGCAUUCGAUGAAUUAUCAUUUGGACGAUCUAGAUGUCUCGGUUCCCGGCCCUGUGCAGGUGUAUUGGAUUCCUUCUCGUCCUUUGGCGGACAAGUUAUUUGAAGACUACUUGGAAACGGUGCACCCGUUUUAUCCUAUUAUCAGCCGUACCCUAUUUCGUGCCCAAUACAGAACCUUUUUUGACAGUGCUGCUCGGCCUGGUGAUAAAUGGCUGGCCAUCCUUAACUUGAUAUUCGCCAUCUCCGCCAAACAUGCUCAUCUAACGCAGGCACCGUGGCGUGGCGAUGACAACGAUCAUUUAGUGUAUUUAACUCGGGCCCGGAUCCUGAGCAUGAACGGUGAUGCUCUUUUUAGUCACCCCGACCUUCAGCAAGUACAGGUCGAGGCCUUGGUUGCUUUCUAUCUUAUGGCAUCAGACCAAAUUAACCGAGCUUGGAAGAUCACCGCGUUGGCUGUUCGUUCAGCAAUCUCACUCGGGUUGAAUAUGAAGAAUACUAGCGAAAGAACGCCUGGUAUCUCAAAGGAGGCGCGAUAUAGGGUCUGGUGGUGUGUCUAUACUUUUGAACAUAUGCUUGGGAUCAUGACAGGUAGAGUUUCUUGCAUUACGGAUGGGAUAUGUACGACGCCUUUGCCUCUACCGUUCGAGGAGGACCAGCUUCAAGAGCCAGCUGCAGCUAAGCUUCUCAACGACCAAGACCUUCGCCAGGAGCUUGUAGAAUCGACUUUGGCAAGUACCCUUGUUCGCCACAUGCCCUCAAAUCCUCCGGGAGGCAAGGAAACCCGACAUACAGACAAACUGUGUGACACUUCCUGGCUGAAGAGCCAACCCAUCAGUAAGAUGCUUAUCUUCCUUUAUUAUGUGGACCUGGCAGUUGUCGCUCAGGAAAUUGUCAACCGGGUGUAUUCGCUGGACUGUGCCAUGGUACCCUGGAGGCAUAUUGAGAACCGCAUUGGGGAGCUUCGAUCCCGAAUUGACAUAUGGUACGCCAACCUUCCGGAGGCAUUGGACUUCACCCGACGGGACGACCAAGGUAUGGAGAUGCUUCGUGGAAAGCUUUUCUUGGCGUUUCACUACUACAGUGCUCGAAUCACCUUGGGACGUCCGUGCCUGUGUCGCCGCGAUGCUCGGCAUACUAGCCCUCAGCAAAAAUCCUCUUUCAGCCAUGAAAUGGCAGAGAUAACUCUAAAUUCUGCACGACAGAUGCUGGACUUGAUUCCAGACGAACCUAACGCUGUCCAACUCUACCAUGUUUGCCCUUGGUGGUGCGUUCUGCACUAUCUGAUGCAGACGGCUACGGUUCUUCUGCUCGAGUUGUCGUUUGGUUGCAUUCAUAUGCCGGCUGAAGAGAUAGGUAUCUUCGAAGCGUCAAAAAAGGCCAUACGCUGGCUCUUUGCCAUGUCCGAAUGUAGUCUCCCAGCACGGCGUGCAUGGGAGCUGUGUGACAGUAAUUUUCGACGAAUCGCCAUUGGCAUGGAUUAUGACUUGAGUGACCUGCCAGUCUUAAACUAUGACCCAACCGCGCACGUACAUAUGAACCCAGAUGCUGGUGGCAGUGCUGGUAUGGGUGUACCUGUCAGCCAGACAGCGCCGCCUAUGACUGUUUUUUACGACACAGUCGGCGGUCCAAAUCAACAGCCGCUUCAACCUCAGUACCAUUAUGACCAGAACCAGCAAGCGUACUCUGGAGUCCCAGCGAUUGAUCCGACCUCGUCAACCCUUGCACUUUCUGCCCCCGGAACCGAUGCCUUCUUCCCUUAUGACCCCAUCAGUGGGGAGUUUAUUCGCUCCUUCUUCCCCAUUCCCAAUGAGGAAGAGCCAUGGGAACAAAAUUAA